Molecule: messenger RNA, 7466 nt
Organism: [Torrubiella] hemipterigena
Lineage: Eukaryota; Fungi; Ascomycota; Sordariomycetes; Hypocreales; Clavicipitaceae
Source: the annotation of a GenBank genome assembly
ACCCACAUGCUCCGUCUGACCAACAAAGCUUCUUCUUGGACCAACAGCCUUCUCCUCCUCCUCCUACUGUUUCCUUUACCUGCUCGCUCGUUCUCGCUCUUUACAACAAUGGCUAUCCCUCCACAACAUUCUUUUUAAUAUCAACAUCGUCAAGAAGACACUACGGUAAACUGCUGCGAUAGCUCGCUGCGAUUGCCUCUCAUCUCUGAACCAUGGCUCCAAUGACGUUCCUGGAAAGCCUUUGGCUGACCCUUGUGACGUUGGCAGAGUUUCUUUCGCAGCUGGGCACUUCUACACUGGGACCACUUUCGCUCUAUUGUAUGGACAAAGUAGAGCCUCUUCUCUUAGCGUAUGCGGAAUUAAGUGAAACUCUUUCCUAUGCAUCCAUUUGGACAACCUUCUUGAACAACAGCUUGCUAUAUUCCACACCAAUCCUCUUGUACCAACUGCUCCGCCAUCCUGAUAUCAUCGUGCCUGACCAGAAAAUCGAUUUUCGGGCAUGGACACAUUUCUGUAUUGGCGUGUUAUUUGUGGUGUAUUCUUAUUGCUUUGACCUGUUCGAAGACCCUGCCAUGGGCCCCCAACCAUGCAGAUAUCGGGACUUCGAUACUCGGCUAUGGGAUUGCAUUGAAGCGGCAUGUGUCGGCGUGCUUUUCAUGCUGAACUAUCGCCGAGCCCCAACCCCAUCAUUUGCUUUGAGCGCCUAUCUGGCUGGCUCCAUCAUCAACAAGACGGCCAUUCUUGUUACCAGCCCAUCAACCACUUUUAGCACGGCCAUAUCAUCUAGACUUUCUCAGGUCGUGGUGUUUUACGCAAGCAUGUUGUGCCUUCAUGAAAUGCCCAAGAUCAACAAAGUUAAUCUUGGCCUGCAGCACUAUGCUGGUGUCCAAUUCUUCUAUGGUCUCUUUGGCAAGAGUCUUGCCAUCUGGUUACAUCCAAUCUUCCGUGCAGGGUCAAAAGACUUGCUAACAGAAGAUGACAUGAACGGUCUACCCCAUGAGCUCCUUAUUGACGAAAUACACCUCAGGUUCCAGCGACUCGUGGCUAGGUAUCGACACCUUCCCUCUGGACUUUCCAAAGCAUGUUUUGCUCUUACUGGGAAGGAUGUUUCUUCAUCUACGAUUGCCAAUUUGAUCUUCAUUAUGCUAGAGUUGACCACUUCACGUUUGGUGGAACAGGCUGUCCUUGUUCAACAGUCAUGGCUUGAUCCAACAAAGACUAAGGCAGAAACAUGGACAAUGUCUAGCCUAUUGUUCAUGACAUUUCUUGUUUUUUCAGGCAUAACGAUAUCCCGCGGCCUCGGCAUGCACUACGAAUCUCGAGCGAGCACCGCAAUUCAAGGCGCCCUUUUGGGUAGCGUCUUCACAAAGCUAAUGCGUCUCCCGGAAGAAACAAUUAACGAAUCAGCUAGAGUCUCCCUAUUGAGCACUGACAUCCCUGAGGCCUUGUGUCUUAUCCCGGCCUAUACAAGAUUAACAAUGUAUCUUGUUAGAUUUAGUUUCAUACCAUUGAUGCUGUGGCCACAUAUAGGAUGGAUGACUAUAGUGGUCCUGGCAAUUGCAGGUGGUAUUUACACAGCUAUGGGUUAUCUACGAUCUCAGAAUCCGGCCAUGCUGCGCGAACUCCACAUGAAGAGACAGAAAAGAGAGUUGCAUGUGAGCCGCCUACUCUAUAAACUGAAGGAGGUUGCUAUGACCGAGCGAGGUCCAGCUUUUCAUAAAGUUAUGAACGAAAUGCGUGAUGACGAGCUCACAGCAUAUUCAGCAUUUCAUGGCAAACAGGCUAGGCUUUAUUCAUUUUUGAAUUCGGCUACGACUCUUUUUCCGCCUUUAGCCCUGGCUGCUAACUGGAUUUCUCCAGAGCAAAAUGGAUCCUACAACUUGGCUGCUACCCUAAAAUGCUUCGCUCUUCUAGUCAUUUUGGCUGAAUCCUCUGAGCCUUUAAUGGAAUUUGCUUCAUAUAAGCAAGCUCUCGGCCAUUUGUUAACCAUUUCAAAGUUUCUUAACCUCGCAGAGCCAGAUACAUCCCACAACGAGCCACCUGAUGAUAUAGAUCAGGACGUGGUUGUUCCUACGUUGUCAAAUGGUAGCAUGAUUGAGCUCCAUGAUGUUUCCAUUUCCGCCAAGCGUGGGGCUCAAGUAGUACUCAAGAACAUCACAUUGUCUUGCCAACAGCAAAGAGUUACGGUGAUUACUGGAAAAUCUGGCUCUGGAAAAUCAGUCUUGGCAAGAGCACUGCUAGGCCAAAACAAUGUUUCCGGGGGGCGUAUUACUGUCCACGAAUCUGGAAAUUUGUCGGUCUCCUUUUGUGGCCAGAGGAGUUGGUUGCAAAGUCGUUCAAUCAAAGCGAACAUCAUCGGAUCCAAAAGAUUUGAGCAAGAAUGGUACAAUGAAGUUCUAGAUGCCUGCUCUCUAAAAGAGGACCUAUUGAGGUAUCCUGGAGGUGAUUCAUUCAUUCUUGGUCGGCACGGACUCCAUCUGAAUGAAGCAGAAUGCCAAAAGAUUGCGAUCGCCAGGGCUUUAUAUUCCCGUGCGAAAUUGGUCAUAUUGGAUGAUCCAUUUGAUAUCCUUGACUGCUUUACCGCUGAUGCAAUCAUUACCAGUCUAUUAGGGCCUGAGGGUAAACUUAAACAGAAUAAAUCCACGGUUGUACUUAUGACUAGGGAUCCUGCCCCGUUCUGUAAUAUUGGCCGUCGAUUUUUCGUCAUAGACGAUCAGGGUGAAAUAUCCCGAAAGAGUACAAGGAAAAUCAGACAAUUGGCGGAGGAGCGUCGACAAAAGUCAAUGGAAAUUCCUGGAAGUAUAGAACAAGACGUCCUUCAAGUCCAACCUCACGCCGCCCCAAAAGGAGCAACACUACAGCUGUCGUAUCGCCCACCUCACAGCAAACUACAUAUGGCACCAUUGUCAUUUUAUUUUCACUUUGCUGAUAAGUCGUUGAUAUUCCUUUGGCUCAUCGCACUUAUCCCGAUGAUGCUGUUAUCUAUAUCCCUUCAUAUACUUAUUACGUUGGGAUAUGUCGCUACACCUGAGUCAAACUUCUCGCCAAUUGUAUUUAUUGGUCUUUUAGCUGGCCCCGUAACGGCAGUUUCUGGCUAUACGUUUUACGGAAGGCUUGCCGUUCAGGUAUCAGGAAAGCUUCAUACGAAGCUUCUGGACGCUGUCCUAAGGUCGCCCGUGACGCUAUCUAACCCAAAUAAGCUCCCCAGUGUCAUCCUUUUAUUUAAUGAAGGCAUGCGGAUUAUCACCAUUGAACUACCUCGAUAUAUCUUCCAGACGGUAAACCAAUUUGGUCUCGGUUUGUUUGCACUAUCUAUCCUAGCAUGGGCAAACCCCACUGUUUCAUUUGUUUUCCCUCUCAUCCUCAUGCCUGCAUACCUCGUAAAGCGCUUUUACGUUGAGACUUCAAGACAAAUCUACUCCCUCCAGCUCGAUUCUAACGCGUCGCUCCAGGCGCACUUUUUGGAGUCAGCGGCUGGAGCUACCUAUGUUCAGACGUUUCAGUGGCACGGCAGACAGGUGGAUGAAAUCUUUGAUGCUAUCAAUAAGCAACAAAAGCUUUUGUACCAUUCCUUGUCUACAAAGCAAUGGCUGGUCGUUGCUGGGAAUGCAUUCAUCACCUUCUCUUGCAUUCCCCUGUUGGCCUUUGUUUUUACAGAGAGUGCUUCGCCCGCUUCUGUUGGUAUCGCCUUUGCUGGCUGUUUCUUUUUGCAGUAUGUCGUGCAAUGGGCAGUGAUACCGUGGUUUCACCUAGACGACGGCUUGACAACUUUGGAUGAGGUUAAGCAGCUGAUUGAAAUGACACCGGAACCUGUCUUGGUAAACGAACCUGAGGUACCCACAGAUGAGCCUAUUGUGCCCGGCGAUGAAGUUCCUGUUGGCCUAGACGCCGCUACAGGUGACGGACAAGCUGUUGGUCCACCUGUUCAACCGGAAGCCGGUCAACAAGCGCAAGCAUAUCAACAAGCGCCUGUGGAACGCAUAGCUACUGCGUCAGGUUCUGCUGACGAUACGGUGGUCGCCGAAAGAGAGGAAAUGCAGACCAAUGAGACAGCAACUAUACAAGAAAGGGAAGAGUCUGAACAUGUUGGAGUUACAUCUGAUGGUCUUCCUAGCACUAUAGUUAUGGAAGAAACAGACAGGUCCUCCAUUGCGUCAGAUAUUAUUGAGGUAGGUGUACAUCCAGAAAGCACCAAGUCAGUGAAAGGAAAGGAACGAGCACAUGUCUCUGAAGAGCAUGAGCAACCUGAGGUCCACGAGCACAAUGAGCUCCCUAUAAUCCCAGAUGAACCGCUCGUACCCGAGAUCACAGAGGAGCCCAUGGUGGUCGAGACUGCCAAGGGCAAUGGUACGCACUACGUCGAAAAGGAAAAUAUGGAAGGUAAUGCACACCCCGCAAUCGAGGUGCCCGAGAGUUGGCCAGCGCGCGGCCGUAUUGAGUUCCGAGAUGUUACAAUUUGGUACAACUCUCAUGAUCGUCCGGUAUUGAAGGAUAUAUCUCUCACCAUUUACGACGAUACAGAGGCUGGUUUCCACGGACCAGUGGGAAGCGGUAAAACCGCCUUAUUGCUCGCAAUUCUAAACAUGUUGCCUUACAAAGGGUCCAUCACUGUUGAUGGCAUCGAAGUAAGGACUAUUCCAAGUCCUGAUCUCCGAUCCCGCUUCACAAUCAUCCCUCAGGAAGUGCUUAUUUUCCCCGGUUCGGUACGACAAAACCUCAACUCUGACGAAUUCUUCACCCCUCCCAAGACAAUCGUCGUUCCAGGAGAGGGCGAAGUAAAAGCACAUUCUGAUAUUCUGGAGCGUAUCCUAAAAAGACUCGGAUUGUGGGGAAUUAUCAAAGGUUGCGGCGGUCUUGACGCAGACAUGUCAGAGAUUCCUCUGACUCCGAGCCAAGAAUACCGAUUUUCCAUUGCACAAGCGCUGACACGAUUCUUCUUUACGCAAUCCAAGGUUACACUUGUCGACAAUGUCACGAGUCUAGUGCCACACAGUGACUGCGUAAUGAUGCGCCAGGCAAUGAGGGAGCUUAUUAAUGAUGGGUCUGUACUUGCUGUUGGCCAACAUCGCUCUGCAAUCAUCGGUUCUGACGCCGUCGGAGAGCUAAGGGACGGCACCGCUCACAUUCAGCCAAGAGGAAGCCUUGGUUGGGACGACAAUGGUGAGCCGUCAGAUCCUCUGCCACGACUUUUUCCCGGGCGCCGUCGAUCUAGUCCUAGCGACCCUCUGCCAUCGAUUCGUCGUAUUCUGGCACAUGCCGCAGCUACUGCUGGGCCCUCCCGUUCUUCGGGGGGGAGAGCCCAUCGGGAGACGGCGUAUCCUCUGCCACCACUUUUCCCUAAGCAUUUGCGCACUGCCGGGCCCUCUCGUGCCGUCGGGACCCGUUCACCAAGUCCUAGAUAUCAUUCACGUGGGAUAGCCCGUCGAGACACAUCGUAUCCUCUUCCACGACGGUCUCCCAGGCGCCGCGCUACUGCCGAGUCCUCUCGCGCCGCCAGGGCUCGUUCAACUAGUCCUAAGUAUCCUUUGCCAUCGAUUCGUCGUAUUCUGGCACAUGCCGCGGCUACUGCCGAGACCUCUCAUGCUACCAGAGCCCGUUCACCAUCUCCUGGGCCGUCAGGAGCAGCAAGGUCACCUCCACCGACGCCUGAGCCAUCAGGAGUAGCCAGAUCCGCCUCGCCGAUACCCGGUCCAUACACGGAAGCAAGACCAUCUUCGCCGGUCCUUGAGCGGCCAUGCACCACACAAUCACCCUAUCCAGCUCCCGAAGUGUUGAAUGCUGUCACAUUGCCAUCACCAGAACCUGAAUUGCCAUGUGCAAGUCUGCCAUCCAAGCCCAGGUCGCCUUCACCAAUCCGUGGCCGACGGCGAACAGCCAGACAAUUAGAGGACAUUGAUGAUAUCGGCCACAGGUCGCGUUCAUUGACACCGAAAGCAUCGCCUAGGUUGGGAGGAGCUUCCACUGGAGUCGAAGAAAGGUCCCGCUCAUUAACACCCAAGGCGUCACGUUCAGCACUAUCGUCAACUGAGGUUGAAGACAGGUCACGGUCACUAACACCUAGGCCACGCCAUACAACAAAUUAUGUACCAUCUGGACUUCUGUCAGCUACAUCAACGGCUAGCACAUCGGAACAACCAGAACCUUGGUCUUCCAAUGCAUCCAGCCAGAUCCCUCUUGCUUCUAAUUCAGAGCUAGACGAUGGCCUACUUCCAUCCCGUGCUUUCGAGAAGCAGCCUCAGCCAACGCCUGAAUCGCCACCGCACUCCGCAAUGCCUUAUAAGCAGCCUUCUGUAACAUCUGAUGAACUCUCUGGCACGUAUAUCCUUCCGGCAACGACUUAUCAGAAACCAUCACCAUCUGCAGCUCAGCCUCAGCCUCAGGCUAAGCGUCAGGCUCCGCAGCGAAGAGGAAAGCGCAAGUUAACGGAAAAAGAAAAAGAUAAGCUGCGGCACAUCAUACACUGCAAAAUUGCUCUGAUAGAAGAGAGACGAAGAGAGCGCAAAAUCGAGGAGCUCAUAUACGAGUAUUCGGAAUUGCGGUGGUCAGAUCCCACAACGCCGUAUCUUGAAAGGAAGACCUCUGCCUAUUGGCAUGAUAUUCUCUUUGUCCAUGGUUUGACUAGGGGGCAACCUCGCAUACCGCCGGUGAAACCGAGUGGCCCGCCGUUUCAAACAGUAAUGCGUACGCUGGACGCCAAAAGAAGAGCCUAUGAGACGGAACUCGAUAAGUUGGACGGCAACGAAAGGAAGGUAAGAGCUGAGUUUGUGGUUCCGCCAAAACCAAAACCAAAACCACCAUCCAGCAUAGGAACACCGUCACGACCAAAAGUCCCCCCAUCAUUGCGCGAAACAAGACGGUUGCAAUUGCAGGCUCAAUCCACGCAACGUUUGCCUCCCUCUCCUGGGUUAUCUGAUGAAACAACGAGACUUCGGCCAAUAAUACGGAACAGAACCCCCCUGUUUGCUCCGAGGCCCAGUCCGUUGCGUGAGGAGAUACACUUUGCACCUCCUGGCCGAGGGCAACAAGAAGAGUCGCCACAGGAGAACACUAGCAUAAAACCGCGCCCUCCUCCUCGGCCUCCUACGCUCUCAAAAGCUCAAGCGUUGCACGUUGUGCCGCAAAAUUGGGGUGGCGCUGAAGAAGACCCUAGUUUGGCGCAGCUUCUGAAAGACACCAUGGUAAUGGAUCUCCCAAUGAGCUGGUUUCUUAAGCAGAAACGCAAUGAACUUGCCUCCCUUCUUCUAGUUCGGGGGCGCUCAGCUCCGCCUGCUCCUGGUGCGCCGCUACCAACACCGGCACAAACACCUUUCCGACGACAGUCUCGACUCAGGUCUGCACAUUCGCGCAUCCGGCGGUUGGACGGGUUAGGACCAGUAUCACAGUUCAAGGGACAGCUUCAAAUGCCGCUGCCUGAAGAUAUGGUGAUUCGAGACCCGCGACUUCGCGCGGUACAGAAGCAGAAAUGA